This is a messenger RNA of Eptesicus fuscus (big brown bat), 1895 nucleotides long. It is a transcript of the gene TC2N, whose product is annotated as tandem C2 domains, nuclear. The transcript is spliced from 12 exons. Gene Ontology annotation, cellular component: nucleus. Lineage: Eukaryota; Metazoa; Chordata; Mammalia; Chiroptera; Vespertilionidae. The coding region runs from base 255 to 1727 and encodes 490 amino acids. The record is from RefSeq and is a predicted model, not a curated record.
GAGGACACGGGAACCGGCGGGACCUGGGGCGCUGGCUGUGGCGCGAGGUGACCCGAGUCACAUUCCCUCGGGGCGGCGACGGCAGAGCGCCCACCGCCCGGAGCAGGUAACCCGCCGGGGCGGCCGCGGAGUGGAGCCGGGCGCCCCGAGAGCCUCGCCCGGAGACGCCGGCCCGGCGGGGAGGGAGCCGGGGCUCAGAUUAAUAUUAAAGUUGGAAGUGUGCAUCUUUUGCUGGAUAUUGGAAAUUGAGUGUAAUGGCAACAGAAUUUAUAAAGAGUUGCUGUAGAGGAUGUUUCUAUGGUGAAACAGAAAAGCCCAACUUUUCCGUGGAAACUGACUUUAAAACAGGAGUCUCUAGUAGUCAAAAUACUGCCGUCUGUGUACCUCCACUGGCUUCUGUGUGUGUGAAGCCUCAGGUUGGCUGUACUGAGGAUUAUUUACUUUCCAAGUUACCAUCUGAUGGCAAACAAGUACCAUUUGUGGUGCCCAAGUUUAAGUUGUCUUAUGUUCAGCCCAGGACGCAAGGAACUCCUUCACAUCUAGAGGAACUUGAAGGAUCUGCCAGAGCAUCUUUUGGGGAUCGCAAGGCAGAACUUUCCGGCUCAUCCCACCCUGGAUCCAGCUAUGACGUAUAUAACCCGUUCUAUAUGUAUCAGCACAUUUCACCAGAUUUGAGUCGGCGCUUUCCCCCUACCUCAGAAGUGACAAGACUAUAUGGAUCAGUUUGUGACUUAAGGACCAACAAACUCCCUGGUUCCCCUGGGCUAAGCAAGUCUAUGUUUGAUCUUACAAGUUCAUCUCAGAAGUUCAUGCAGAGACAUGAUUCACUGUCCAGUGUGCCUAGCAGCUCUUCAUCGAGGAAAAAUUCUCAGGGGAGCAACAGAAGCUUGGAUACCAUUACUCUGUCAGGAGAUGAAAGAGAUUUGGGGAGAUUGAAUGUGAAGGUGUUUUAUAAUUCUUCAGCAGAGCAAAUCUGGAUCACAGUAUUACAGUGCAAAGAUUUAAGUUGGCCCUCUAGUUACGGCGACACUCCUGCUAUCUCUAUAAAAGGAGUCCUAACAUUGCCCAAACCAGUGCAUUUCAAAUCUUCAGCCAAGGAAGGCUCCAAUACAAUUGAGUUUAUGGAAACUUUUGUGUUUGCUAUUAAACUCCAAAGUCUGCAAAGUGUAAGGCUUGUAUUUAAGGUUCAAACCCAGACUCCCAGGAAGAAGACCAUUGGCGAAUGCUCACUGUCACUCAGAACUCUUAGCACACAGGAAAUGGAUUACUCUUUGGAUAUAGCACCACCUUCAAAAAUUCCUGUGUGCCAUGCAGAACUUGAGUUGGGGACUUGUUUUCAAGCAGUGAACAGCAGGAUUCAGUUACAAAUUCUUGAGGCACAGUGCCUUCCAAGCUCAUCAACACCACUGACUUUGAGUUUUUUUGUGAAGGUGGCAAUGUUCAGCUCAGGAGAGCUGAUUUAUAAGAAGAAGACACGCCUACUGAAGGCCUCCAAUGGAAGGGUAAAGUGGGGAGAGACUAUGAUUUUCCCACUUAUACAGAACGAAAGGGGAAUUGUUUUUCUCGUUAAGCUUUAUAGUCGAAGCUCUGUAAGAAGAAGACACUUCGUGGGGCAGAUUUGGAUAAGUGAAGACAGUAAUAACAUUGAAGCAGCAAACCAGUGGAAAGAGACAAUUACAAAUCCAGAAAAGGUUGUUAUCCAGUGGCACAAAUUAAACCCAUCUUGAAGACUUUACACGUUACUUGGUGAAGAAUUUGACAUUGUUUUAGAAGACUUAAGAUUUCAAUUUGCUACCAAUGAGAAGAGGCAAAUCAAUACAUUUAAGUCUUUUAUGGAGGUCAUAAUUACAGUAUAUAAUGGAUCUGUUAGAAAAUUAAACUUGAUAAAACAUGGU